UUCUCAUCUUCGAACCAGGACCGGCCCCUGCUUUCCCUUAGCCACUUGGUGCUCGUAUCGAGGUCGGCUCCGGGGCGGCUGGGAAGGCCUCGGGCGAGAUGUUCAAAAACACAUUCCAGAGCGGCUUCCUCUCCAUCCUCUACAGCAUUGGCAGCAAACCCCUGCAGAUCUGGGACAAAAAGGUACGGAAUGGCCACAUCAAAAGAAUCACUGAUAAUGACAUCCAGUCCUUGGUGCUAGAGAUUGAAGGAACAAAUGUCAGCACCACAUACAUCACGUGUCCUGCAGACCCAAAGAAGACGCUGGGGAUUAAACUUCCCUUCCUCGUCAUGAUUAUCAAAAAUCUGAAGAAAUAUUUUACCUUUGAAGUACAGGUACUAGAUGACAAGAAUGUGCGUCGGCGGUUUCGGGCGAGUAACUACCAGAGCACCACCCGAGUCAAACCCUUCAUCUGUACCAUGCCCAUGCGGUUGGAUGAUGGCUGGAACCAGAUUCAGUUCAAUCUGUCAGACUUCACUAGGCGGGCGUACGGCACAAAUUAUAUCGAGACCCUAAGAGUGCAGAUUCAUGCAAACUGUCGCAUCCGACGGGUUUACUUCUCAGACAGACUCUACUCAGAAGAUGAACUGCCAGCAGAGUUCAAACUGUAUCUCCCAGUUCAGAACAAAGCAAAGCAAUAACUGGAAUGCAACUCAAGGGAUAGCCCCUGGACAUGGCUCUUAGUUUAAAAAGGAAACUGUCUGGAGGACAAUGCAAAAA
Messenger RNA from Lontra canadensis (Northern American river otter), 759 nucleotides. It is a transcript of the gene CFAP20, whose product is annotated as cilia and flagella associated protein 20. Lineage: Eukaryota; Metazoa; Chordata; Mammalia; Carnivora; Mustelidae. The record is from RefSeq and is a predicted model, not a curated record. The transcript has 6 exons. The coding region runs from base 99 to 680 and encodes 193 amino acids. Gene Ontology annotation, biological process: regulation of cilium beat frequency involved in ciliary motility; positive regulation of cell motility; cilium assembly. Gene Ontology annotation, cellular component: ciliary basal body; motile cilium.